AUGGGUUACAGAAAGCUAUCCCUCUUCCACAGGAUCAAAUCCAACAUCCCUCUCCUCAGUAGAUCCAACAUCCUCGUCUACGAAGGAAUUUUCCCAGAUGUCGGAGUUCCUACUGCCGUGAAUCUUGCCGAGGACGCGGUCAUCAAUGCGCUCGCCUGCCGUGUCAACUAUAACUCCGCGUCCAAAGAACUCGCCGUCACAGCCUGCGAGCCAAUGCAUACCUUGCACCGGACCUGGAUCAAACGCGAACUCGGCAGAGGCUUGCUAUCUGGCUCUUUCCUCGUCAACGAGUGGGGCGCUAUCGACUCCACGAAGGAAAAAAGUUUCGACGUCUUUAUGGCCUCGUACCAGGCCUCGUGGAGACAGCCCGAGUACUACCUGAAGCCGCGACACCAGGACCUUCCGACCCUGGUCGUGGAGAGCGGCUGGGCGAAGACUUAUCCCAGCUUGAUCCGAGACAAGGAUCUCUGGUUGAUCGGCGGCUCACCGCAUGUCAACGUCGUCAUCGUCAUCGAGUGGUCUACAUCUCCGAGGAACCGAAUCCGAGGUCGGUUGGAAGUUUACAGGAGACAAAGUGGAGUGGUGCAAGUGGAGUCGAUAUUCCCCGAACCUAGCCCGGGAGUAUUCCCCCAGGUGAUUCGAUUAACGAGGGACGAACUCUUCGACAAGGCAAAAUCCCCGCAUCGCGAUCCGGAGGAAAAGAUAGUUUUCUCGGUGGAUCGGCUGCGCGAGGCUGCGAGAAAAGCUUUCCACAAUGUUGGAUUUAUUCCUGCCUAG
This is a messenger RNA of Aspergillus affinis, 777 nucleotides long. RefSeq lists its product as uncharacterized. The record is from RefSeq and is a predicted model, not a curated record. The coding region runs from base 1 to 777 and encodes 258 amino acids. NCBI's taxonomy places the organism in Eukaryota, Fungi, Ascomycota, Eurotiomycetes, Eurotiales, Aspergillaceae. The transcript has 3 exons.